Pomacea canaliculata is the source of this 3553-nucleotide messenger RNA. RefSeq names its product glutathione S-transferase C-terminal domain-containing protein-like. Bases 156 to 2249 code for a protein of 697 amino acids. The record is from RefSeq and is a predicted model, not a curated record. NCBI's taxonomy places the organism in Eukaryota, Metazoa, Mollusca, Gastropoda, Architaenioglossa, Ampullariidae. The transcript is spliced from 16 exons.
UAUUAUUUAACACAUUUGUUCACACUACUUCAUACUGAUUGAUACUGCGGCGAGUUACGUUACCUUGUCGGCUUGGAGUAAUCUCCCUGGAAAAACAGAGCCACAUGGACCAAACAUCAUUGUCAGGGACGCUCUAAAAGACUAACAUUUUUUGAAUGAUGGAUAGGAGCUCCAGCCUGCAAAGCGACAAAAUGAAAGUCCAAGUUUUUUUGGAGGGAAUACAUGCUGCUGAUGGGGAACACAUCCUAUUACCCCUUUCUUCAUGUGCCUUGCUGCUUAUUGCACACUAUUGUAACUCUGAACAGUUUAGUUUUGUUUUUGUGAAUAACGACAAAGAAUGUUCCCAAUACAUGCCCAUUCCUUUAAGAGGUAUGCAAAGGAUAGAACAUAAGUUCACUGAUUUAGAAUCAAUUCCACAGCCUGUGUGCAGAGUUUUGAUGCCUGCUGUGUUUGAUUCAUCAGUGAAUCUGGUGCGCAGUGGAUUGUGUGUUGUGGCAAGACACAUGAUUAGGAUAGCAGAUGCUAUUUCUCCCAACCAGCACUUAAAGGAUCUUUUGGGUUUCCGAGAGGGAAGUCUUAGGAUGUGUGCAGAGGUAUCAGGAUGGACAAAACUGUGUGAAGUAGAGCUGCCACACAGUGUCACCAUGCUGGUGCAUCAGAUAUCAGCAGCAAAAUUAGCCUCCGAAAAUGGGAACCCUAUCCAGGUGCAGUUUUCAGGAGACCUUGUCAAGCUGGAAGCUCAUUUUGCAAAGCCACCUAGAGUUCACAACGACGACAGAUGGAGGCGUGAUGAGCUGACAAAAUUGCAAGCUGACACCAAAGAUGAUGAAAAGUACUUAACUUUGAUAAAGAGCGUGAAAGUAGAAAAAUCUCUUUUCUCAUUUGAAAAAGUUACUAUACUACCACAUGGAUGUAGGAAGUUUCGGGUUGAAAAAGACAUUGCAAAGGAACUGCAGCUUUUGGAACAUACCAUGUUAAUUAGCAUGGAGCAAAUAAAUAUGGAUGAGGCAAAAGAAAAGGAAUCCAGUAUAUGGCUUAACAAGCAACAGGUGUGCUCCUUAAUCCAGUCACUCACUUACCAAGAUAUACAGCUAAUUCAUCUCUACUCAGAAGGAGUAGAAAUGACCUUGGCUGACAUUUGCCUUUUUGUCUACUUUUACUUUUUGAUGGAGGCUUUGUCUUUCGAUCAAUCAGGACUUUCAAACUUUCUUCCUAGAGUGCUUUCUUGGUUGCAUCACAUGACCUCCUUGCCAAGAUUACAAGCAGCAGCAUUUGCCUGUGGUCUUAACAUUCAAGGACUAAAGUCAGGUUUAGAAGCACAGACAUCACUGGUAGAGGGUCAGGCGAUGGUAGAAUUCUUCAGAUCGAAUGUGGAACAGGUGAUGGAGAAUGAUAUGGAACUCAGUCGUCGAUGUCGUACAAAACACAAAGCUAUCAAGCCAGAGGUUGUUGAGGCAUUGAAUAAAGUAAAGCGAAAGGGCAUAGAGCCCAUUAUUGGUCAGCAUCUACGAGGCCAUUGUGUUCAACUGGACUGGAAGGCAUUUCCCUCAGCUGUCCAUCCUCGAGAGGGAGAGGUGCCUUUGAAGAGAGUGGAGCGCAAGUGCCAGCAGCUUGAAAAUCUAGCCACAGCUAUUCAGGAAGUAGCCAGACCUGAUGAUAUCAUUGUUGAUUUUUGCAGUGGAGGGGGACACCUGGGCAUUGUUGUUGCCUAUCUGCUGCCGCAGUGCAAGGUUUGUUUGGUGGAGAACAAGGAGGAAUCACUUAUGAAAGCAAGAUCAAGAAUAGAGUCCUUGAAUCUGACUAACAUCAUAUUGUAUCAGUGCAACUUAGAUUACUUUGUAGGGAAAUUUGAUGUUGGCACUUGCCUUCAUGCCUGUGGGACAGCUACUGACAUGGUGCUCAGCCUUUGUCUUCGGAAUAAUGCUGCUUUUGUUAUCUGCCCCUGUUGUUAUGGCAGCAUUCAGCGCACACAUCUUUUGUCUUACCCGCGCAGUAAACUAUACCAAGAUUGUGGUGUUACAUACACAGAAUUUUUAACUCUUGGUCAUGCAGCAGAUCAGACUGAAUUCAACAUUGCUCUGGAACAGCAAGGUCGGCUUUGCAUGAACCUUGUAGACUUUGACAGAGCACAACUUGCAAUAGAGUCUGACUACAAGGUAAACUUGUGCUCUCUGCAGCCUCUUACAUGCAGUCCAAAAAACAACUUGCUCAUCGGCCAGCAGCUCAUGUGUGACCAGUUUGGUGAUUAACAACAAACAUGCAUGCCUUACAAUAAACAAUAACUCACGGUCAUGUAAUAGAGAAUAAAGUUCUUUAAAGCAUUCUGUGCAGCCGUAUUGUUCUACAAUGACUAAAUUUAAAACUGGUUUUUGUCCCACAUUAUCUUUUUCAUGCAAACUGUGCACUCUAACCUUCAUGUCAACUGUUUGCAGUUCACUAUAUCCUGUAGGUGCUCCUUUUGUCAAGACAGGUAUAUUCACAUAAAAGAUGAUGGAAAUAAUUCUGAUUUUCUCCCUUGUAAAAAUAUUGAAACAAAUAGUAGUAUUAUGACUCCAUAUUAUUAUAAAGUACAGUUAUCUAAUUAUGGAUCUGAAAUAGCAUUGAUUGAUAACAUAAAUAGUUGGAAUUCUUUAAAGCAUUAAAAAAAAUAAAUACAAGGACUAGAUUGUGGUCAGGGGAGCACGUUCUUGAUGUAAUUUUUGUUUUAAAAUGAUGUACUUCUCCAGACUUAUCAGACUACCAAUGGAACAAACAGCAAAGCAAGUGUAGAAAUGAAAUGGUAUAAAUGUGUUGCUUAAAAUAAAAUAUAGAACUAUAUAAAUGUUCACAUAUCAACAUGGUUUGCUUUCUGGAUGCAGCUCUUCAUAAUAGUAUGGUGUCAUGAUCAUACUAUUUGUUUCUAAAUUAUAUUUAAGUAUUACAUUUUUACCAUAUGGCAACUGUAACCCUUGUUCCGAAACUGCUUUGAUAUGUGUAGAUUUCAUAAAAUAUCAUAACAUACUUUUGCCUAAAUGUAAGAAUAAUGUUUGCUAAUUGUGAUAAUAAAAACUCAUUUGGAAAUUUUUGACAUAGUUAUUCUUUUACAUUUUUAAAAUGACAACCAAAGUAAACAUUUUGCCUGAAAGAAUGGCAAUUGCUGUUAAUGCCCAGAUUAAAAUUACUGCCGAUAGACUCCAGUAUCACAAAACAAACAUACCAUUAUUUACAAUGACUUUAUUUUAUCAUUCAUUUUUUCACAGCUUUUUCGUGUCAAUUGCCGCCAUCAUAAACAUUGCCUAAAAAUAGCUGCCUGCAUAUGACAGUGGGAGAGAAAGAACUUCUCCUUUCAAAUGAUAACAAAAUAUUAACAAGCAGUAAUAGACUUGCACCAUACACAAGCAGCCGUUCACAUGCUUAAAUUUCCUAGACACGAGUCUUUAACACCACAGGCACACAGUUUACAAAGAAAUAAAAAUUUGUAACUAAUUAAGAAAGUUUCACUUUGCAGGUUAGUAGCCCACGAAGAUACUUUCCUCUCAAUCCCAAUCCCAGGUAUGUACAAGAUCAUUGCUAA